AUGUCGCCCCUCGCCGGGGCUCGGGCGCUCUUGGGCGCUGCGCUCGCUCUGGCGCUUGCCGGCGCUCUCGACCCCAUCCGGGCCGACGGAGGCUUCGCGCGGGACGUCUUGGCCGCUCUCGGAGGCAACGGGAGCCUCUCCGCCGGGCAGGUCAACCAAGCGCUGCAAAAGCUGGGAGCCGCGCACAGGCUGGGGGACUGGCUGGCCGGGCGGCAGGACGCGCUGCGCUAUAACCAGUGCAUGUCUGCAGAAGACAUCUUUUCUCUGCAUGGAAUGUCAAAUAGCAGCAUGAUAACGGAGUCCAGCUUCCCCACAAUAUGUCCUGCCGUCUUCCAACAGCUGAUUUUCCAUCCUUGUGAAAAAUCCGCAUCCAAAGGCAAUUCCAAACCAUCAACCACAGAAGUCUGGGGCUUUGGUUUCCUAGCUGUGACUAUAAUCAACUUUGCUGCACUUUUUGGAUUGGUUUUAACUCCUCUUUUAAAGAAGGACUAUUUCCCAAAGAUUUUAACUUACUUUGUGGGCUUGGCCAUUGGAACGCUGUUUUCCAAUGCAAUUUUCCAGCUCAUUCCAGAGGCAUUUGGAUUCGAUCCAAAAAUAGAUAACUACAUUGAAAAAGCAGUAGCUGUGUUUGGUGGAUUCUACAUCCUCUUCUUUGUGGAAAGAGUUCUUAAAAUGAUACUGAAGACCUAUAGUCAAAUGGGUCACAGCCACUUUGAAAUGGAAGAAUUGAAGCCUCCCCCAAGCCUCUCUCCUCCUCCUGCUGAGUCAUUCAAACCCAUUAAUGGAGCCAUCUGCUAUGCAAACCCAGCCAUUGCUGAAGCUAAUGGAACUCUGAGUUUCGAUAAUGUUACUGUGAUCUCUGGACAGAAGGAAGAAACCCAAAGCAGCUCAUGUGAAUGUUUCAAAGGACCGUCAUUGUCAGAUAUUGGUACAAUUGCCUGGAUGAUCACGCUGAGCGAUGCACUACAUAACUUCAUUGAUGGGCUAGCUAUCGGUGCUUCCUUUACACUGUCCCUGCUUCAGGGCAUCAGUACAUCUAUAGCAAUCUUGUGUGAAGAGUUUCCUCAUGAACUGGGGGAUUUUGUCAUCCUCCUUAAUGCAGGAAUGAGCGCACGGCAGGCUUUGUUUUUCAAUUUCCUAUCCGCCUGCUCUUGCUACGUUGGACUUGCUUUUGGCAUAGUUGUGGGCAAUAACUUCGCUCCAAACAUCAUCUUUGCAAUAGCUGGAGGCAUGUUCCUGUACAUUUCCCUGGCAGACAUGUUCCCAGAGAUGAAUGACAUGUUGAGAGAGAAAGUAACUGGAAGGAAAACGGAUCUCGCCUUUUUCCUGAUCCAAAAUGCUGGCUUGCUCACAGGUUUUACUGCAAUAUUGCUGAUCACCCUGUAUGCAGGAGAUAUUGACCUGGAAUAAUGUGAUAAUGAAGAUGUGUUGAUGAAGACACUUAGUAAAUUAAAAAUGGAAGAACUCUUGAACUCCAUAAAGGGACUUGGAAGUCUUAAAGGAUUUGGUGCAACACCCUCUUUUCAUCAGCUGCUUGAAUCAAAAGCCUUUGUUUUUAAGGAUUGCUGAACCAGUUCUAGGACAGUUUCCAUCAAUUUCUGUGUAUAAAAUAAUGAGUUUUGCAAGAUUUCAGUGAUGACCUGAAGGCGUAGAAGUGCAGGGGGGAUAUUUGGCCUGCAAACUGCACCAUUAAUUUCAAUGGAGGCUGCACAUCCAUUCCCAUGUGUCGGGGCACUGGAUUGGGAUCUUUGUAUUUUUAAUUGAGAUAUCAUCCACACUGCCUGUACCAUUGUAAACUACCCCAACCCUGGACCUGGUGUAGUUUAUUUCCUUCCUGUGGAAUCAGUGGGAGGGAAAACUUUUAAAACUGCCCCUGAAAAUAGGGCAUGGGGAAGGAAAAAGGGAGGUGAGGGCUGGGAGAAACCUCCAGCUUGGAUUCUUUUGCCCCAUACAACUGCUUUGCAAGGCAGUAACCCUAUAUACACUUAUCUUGGAGUAAGUCCCAUUGAUCUCAAUAGGACUUCUGAGAUGACAUACAUAGGAUUGCACAGUAAGCCCUAUUUAUUUUAGCCUGGGUCAUAUUGUGUAUGUGCCUACUACUUAAUACCAUGUAUGAUGUGUACCUCUGUUAUCCCACGCUUUCUGGGAGGAUGUUGGGAGAACAAGGAGGGCUUCAGGAGGCAGAGCCUUGCCCAGCAUACUCCUUUCCCCCACUAUCUGAUGUCAGGGCUCCUCUGUCAGAGGACCACAAGCUGCAAAUCUUUCCUAUGCAGACCAAUGGAAGAAGCUUACAAAGCCGGAUCUCCCCUCUCUGAGGAUGGACUUCUCUCUCUGCCCUUGGAGAGAGAGAUCGGAGUCCUAUGGCUGCUGGACCAUAGAACUGCAGCUUGAAUUGACAAGACCUCCUCC
Messenger RNA from Elgaria multicarinata webbii, 2409 nucleotides. It is a transcript of the gene SLC39A8, whose product is annotated as solute carrier family 39 member 8. Lineage: Eukaryota; Metazoa; Chordata; Lepidosauria; Squamata; Anguidae. Gene Ontology annotation, biological process: intracellular monoatomic cation homeostasis; zinc ion import across plasma membrane. Gene Ontology annotation, cellular component: plasma membrane. The record is from RefSeq and is a predicted model, not a curated record. The transcript has 8 exons. Bases 1 to 1410 code for a protein of 469 amino acids. Gene Ontology annotation, molecular function: monoatomic cation:bicarbonate symporter activity; zinc ion transmembrane transporter activity.